AGCAUUCAACCGUUAUUUUCUAUUUAAUAGUUGCCUCUACGCAGGGUGGAGAGGUGCAGUCUGCCGCCUGACAGUAAUCCGCUUGCCUGGAGGAGCAGGGAAAGCCGUCUUCAGACUGAGCCGGAGACAGGGGAGGGAGAGUUUAAAUCGGACAGGGACUGAGAUAGUUGAAAAGAGCGGGCUGUGAUAUUUGGAGCUUUUGUCCUGCCGCUGGAAGCUGAGAUGAACUCACUCUGAAGGCGACUGUGUGCAGGCUGCUGGGAUUCCACUUCGCACCAUGAGCGGACAGACAAAUGUUCAGUAUCAGUCAGGUCUCUAUGGAGGAAACAACAACAGCAGCUCUCCUCUCUCCAACCGUAUGAAUUCGUCCAUCAUGUGUGAGCGCUGUGGGAAGGUUUGUCGAGGGGAGGUGGUGCGUGUGAAGAACACACACUUCCAUGUCCACUGCUUCACCUGCCAAGUGUGCGGCUGUGAUCUGGUGCACUCGGGUUUCUUCCACCAUUCUGGUGAGUACAUCUGUACAGAGGACUACCAGCGGCUCUACGGGACCCAGUGCGACAGCUGUGACCAGUACAUAACUGGAGAGGUGGUGUCUGCCCUGGGGAGGACGUAUCACCCGCAUUGUUUUGUCUGCAGCAUCUGCAGGAGUCCAUUCCCAAUUGGAGACAGAGUGACCUUCUGUGGGAAAAAAUGUGUAUGUCAGCAGUGCUCACACUCUCUGAACAGCGACAAACCCGUCAAGGUCCAUGGACCAAGUUACUGUGCCGGCUGUGGUGAAGAGAUCAAACAAGGUCAGUCUCUGUUGGCCCUGGAGAGGCAGUGGCAUGUCAGUUGUUUUAAAUGCCAGACGUGCAGCUGUGUGCUCACUGGAGAAUACAUCAGCAAAGAUGGGGUACCUUACUGUGAGACUGACUACCACAGUCAGUUUGGGAUCAGGUGUGAGAGCUGUAACAGGUACAUCAGCGGCAGAGUACUAGAGGCUGGAGGGAAGCACUACCACCCCAGCUGUGCCAGGUGUACCCGCUGUCACAUGAUGUUCCUGGAAGGAGAGGAAAUGUACCUUACAGGUUCAGAGGUUUGGCACCCCAUGUGUAAAGAAGCAGCUCGACUGGAGAGAAAACUGAGGCUGAGACGAACCUCAGAGACGGCGUCUGUUUCUCCUCCAGGCUCGUCACCUCUCCUCGGCUCACCUCACCGCCUCAUCUGCUCUAAGGCUGACAGCGAUGUUUUGAACUACAAGCAUUUGGCAGCUCUGCCCAGGGUCAAAGCCAUAUAUGACAUUCAGCAACCAGAUAUUAUUCCUUAUCAGGCUGACCAUGCACACACACACCUAUCAAAUGACACGCUGGAGAGAUACAGUUGUGGACAGUCAUUGGGCUCCCUAUCACCAUACUCACAUGAUCUCUUGGAUGGUGUGGAGCUGAGAACCAGGCGUUCCUCUAGCUCUGCCUUCACCGACUCGCCUACACUCAGUCGCCACGGAGGAUCCCCACUGCAUUAUUAUCUCCCUGAGAGUGGCAGGAGUUCACCUUAUUACAGUCAGCCAGAACCCAGGUGUUCUACACCCACCACCUCCACCUUUCAAGCCCCCAAGCAUUUCCAUGUGCCAGCUUCUGAUGAAGCCAACAUCUACAGGAAACCUCCCAUCUACAAGAGACAAGACGUAUCUGCCUCUCCUUCAGCAAAUAAAACUAAGACCAAUGAAAAUCUCAUCAAUUAUCACACGGAUUCCAACUACUAUCCCUAUACUGGCUCUCCAAAAGUCUCCAGGGUGAGAAGGUUUUCAUCUGGAGGAGAGGAGGAUGGAUGGAAUCAUAAUAUAAACAGGGGAAUUGGCAGGAUGAUUCUAAAGGAAGAGAUGAAAGCUCGAUCAGGUCGGUUUGACAAUGACCAGUGGGGGAGCAGACGGAGUUCCCGGUGUAACAGCAAGGAGGCACUGAACAGCCUGGAAUAUAGCUCCCUUAACGGCUCUCCCAGGUCCAUCAGCAGUGCCGACAAUGACUCAUACGCUGCCAAAUCUUCCUCGUUGCCAGGCUACGGCAGGAAUGGACUGAACAGGCCGGGGAGUGCAGGCGCAGAUUAUUACCAGUAUGACAGCAGUAAUUCAGUAAAUUGGCAAAUCAGAGAAUACAAGAUCUAUCCAUACAAAGCCCUCAUGGUGUCCGUCAGAGGGCAGCAGCGUCUACCCAGUGAUGUGGACAGAGCCAGACUUGAGCGUCACCUCUCACCAGAAGAGUUUUAUAGAGUCUUUGGCAUGUCCAUGUCUGUGUUUGACCGUCUUGCUCAGUGGAAAAAGAAUGAACUGAAGAAACAGGUCCGGCUCUUCUGAGAAAAGUCUCCAGAUUUGUCUGAUCCAAUGCAGUUCCAAUGUCAACAGCAAGCUCUGGAAGCAACUUCCAUAAAAGUUUACUGACCCCCAGAGAGAGUGAACCUAUAACAGAAGAAGAAGAAGAAGAAAAAAAACUGCUGGCCUUUGGCUCUUUGGCGUGCUGUAAGUGGUGUACGCUAAGCUUCUUAAGCAAUAUGCAUGAAGUCAGCCAACUGGGUCAAAUGGGGAAGAAUUGAGUGAGAGAAAGAAGAAGAAGACUGGAAGGAGAGCAGAGAGCAGAGCUGUGGCUCCAAUCAAGAUACCAGACAGAAAGGAGUUGCUGUGUCUCUUACCAGCAGAGGGCAGUAUGUUGCUGUUUGAGAGUUUGAGGUACCUAUAAACCAAACUGAGCAAAUGCAAUACUCAGAAAGCAUUCAUGCCAAAAAAUUAGGGAUAUUUAUUAUUUAGAAAAUUUGCUUCAGUUUUACUUAGACCAGAAAGAUACCACCUUAAGACACAAA
This is a messenger RNA of Melanotaenia boesemani (Boeseman's rainbowfish), 2829 nucleotides long. RefSeq names its product actin-binding LIM protein 3-like. Bases 278 to 2329 code for a protein of 683 amino acids. Gene Ontology annotation, molecular function: actin filament binding. Lineage: Eukaryota; Metazoa; Chordata; Actinopteri; Atheriniformes; Melanotaeniidae. Gene Ontology annotation, cellular component: stress fiber; actin cytoskeleton. The record is from RefSeq and is a predicted model, not a curated record. The transcript has 23 exons. Gene Ontology annotation, biological process: cytoskeleton organization; cilium assembly; lamellipodium assembly.